AUGUCACUGUCUAUGCCUGGACCGUCCCAGGCGGGCCUCUUCAAGCCUGGCUAUCAGAGCCAUGACGCUGAAGAUGGCGCGGUUAUUCGCAACAUCGAGGCCUGCCAGGCCAUCUCCCAGACCGUCCAAACGUCGCUUGGCCCGUACGGCCGCAACAAGAUCGUUAUUAACCACCUGCAGAAGAUGGUUCUCACCUCGGAUGCGGCUACUAUUCUGCGCGAGCUUGAUGUUGUACACCCCGCUGCCAAAUUACUUGUCAUGGCUAGUCAACAGCAGGAUGUGGAGAUGGGAGACGGCACCAAUCUCGUCAUCAUCCUUGCGGGAGAGUUGUUGAAGAAAGCUGAAGAAUUACUUCGGAUGGGAUUGAAGACGAGUGAUAUUGUGCACGGAUAUGAGAAGGCUCAGAACUUCGCCCUCAAAGUAUUAGAAGAUCUCGAGGUGGACUGUUUGAAGGAUAUUCGCUCCCAGACCGAACUCAGUAAAGCCCUUCGUACGGUGGUUGCUAGCAAGCAGUCCGGAACGGAGGAUAUUUUGGCAUCGCUGGUUGCGGAGGCUGUCCUCGCCGUCCUCCCUAAGAACCCUAUCAAUUUCAAUGUCGAUAAUGUUCGUGUAGUGAAGAUUAUGGGCGGCAGCUUGGAGCAAUCCCGUGUGGUGAAGGGAAUGGUCCUUGGUAGGGAACCUGACGGUAUCAUCAAGAAGGCGCGCAAGGCCAAGGUUGGUGUCUUUAGUUGCCCAAUCGAUAUUUCCCAGACCGAGACCAAGGGUACUGUGCUCCUGAAGAACGCACAGGAGAUGCUUGACUUUACCAAGGGCGAGGAGGAGCGUCUGGAGGCUGCCAUCAAGGAGCUUUACGACUCGGGACUUCGCGUCCUUGUAUGCGGCUCUACGGUCGGUGACCUUGCAAUGCACUAUCUCAAUCGCUUCAACAUUCUUGUGAUCAAGAUUCUUUCCAAGUUCGAGCUGCGCCGGCUCUGCCGUGUUGUUGGUGCUACACCGCUGGCUCGUCUGGGAGCUCCUAUGCCCGAUGAGAUGGGCAGCGUCGAUGUGGUUGAGACCUCAGAGAUUGGCGGUGACCGCGUCACUGUCUUCCGUCAAGAAGAUCCCAAUACUGUGACUCGCACUGCGACCAUUGUCCUUCGUGGUGCUACUCAGAACCACCUGGAUGAUGUUGAGCGUGCCAUUGAUGACGGCGUCAAUGCCGUUAAGGCUAUCACGAAGGACCCCCGUCUUGUUCCUGGCGCGGGCGCCACUGAAGUUCAGCUGGUGGAAAGAGUCUCUGCGUUUGCGGACAGGACCCCUGGACUGCCUCAGCAUGCCAUCCGCAAGUACGCCGAGGCCUUCGAAGUCAUUCCGCGCACCCUUGCCGAGUCGGCUGGGUUGGAUGCUACCGAGGUACUUUCUCGUCUGUACACGGCCCACCAGCGUUCGAACAAGAAUGAUGCAUCAUCCUCGGAAGAGUCUUCGGCAGAAGAUGGAGGCUCUGAGGAUGAGGAGGUUUACUGGGCCACAGGUGUUGACCUGGCGUCGGGCUCUUCAACUGGUACCCAGGAUGCUGUGGAGGAGGGCAUUCUCGAUCUGUUGGCUUCCAAGAGCUGGGCCAUCCGUCUGGCCAGUGAAUCGGCGCGCACAGUCCUUAGCGUUGAUCAGAUCAUUGUGGCACGACAGGCGGGCGGACCGAAGCCGCCAGGCCCAAACCCCAACUGGGAUGAGGAUUAA
This is a messenger RNA of Aspergillus tanneri, 1716 nucleotides long. RefSeq names its product chaperonin-containing T-complex subunit CCT8 (gene CCT8). Gene Ontology annotation, biological process: protein folding. The transcript is spliced from 3 exons. Gene Ontology annotation, cellular component: chaperonin-containing T-complex. NCBI's taxonomy places the organism in Eukaryota, Fungi, Ascomycota, Eurotiomycetes, Eurotiales, Aspergillaceae. Gene Ontology annotation, molecular function: ATP hydrolysis activity; ATP binding; ATP-dependent protein folding chaperone. Bases 1 to 1716 code for a protein of 571 amino acids. The record is from RefSeq and is a predicted model, not a curated record.